Fonsecaea erecta is the source of this 1590-nucleotide messenger RNA. RefSeq lists its product as hypothetical. Gene Ontology annotation, molecular function: carbohydrate:proton symporter activity. Gene Ontology annotation, cellular component: membrane. The transcript has 7 exons. NCBI's taxonomy places the organism in Eukaryota, Fungi, Ascomycota, Eurotiomycetes, Chaetothyriales, Herpotrichiellaceae. Gene Ontology annotation, biological process: carbohydrate transport; transmembrane transport. Bases 1 to 1590 code for a protein of 529 amino acids. The record is from RefSeq and is a predicted model, not a curated record.
AUGAACAGGUAUAAUCUCCUCUGCAUCGUGUAUGCAUGCCUAGGGUCUGUGUUCUAUGGCUACGACUCUGGUUGCACGACAUCCGUCCUGGGCUAUCCAGCAUUCCUCGAAUAUUUCAACUUGAACUCCGUCACCAUUGGGGCUUUUGGCUCGGCCUACUAUGGAGGUCACGUCUUGGGGGCGUGCCUGAACUUCUGGUUGCCGAACAAGAUUGGGCGUCUCCGGACGAUCCAGAUCGCUUGUGUCAUCUCCUUCCUAGGGAUUUCCAUGCAAGUCGGGGCGUCUUCAUUCCCCGUCUUCUGUGCAGGCCGAAUCAUCGGUGGAACGGCCACAGGUAUUAUGUUUUGUUUGUGUCCAACCUACGUUUCGGAGCUCAGCCCUCCCCAUAUAAGAGGUAGAGUCGGUGGUCUAUACGCAUUUAACGGCAACUUUUCGUAUAUGUUCACCGAGUGGGUGGGUCUCGGCUGCUUCUUCUUGAAGUCCAAUGCUUCAUGGCGCUUAUUGCUGGGUGGGCAGCUGGUACCUUCAGUGUUGAUGCUGGGACUGUCUUUUUUCAUGCCAUUUUCACCACGAUGGCUUGCUCUCAAAGGCCGUUACGAAGAGUGUCUGCAAGUCCUUAAACGCAUGCAUGGGGACAUGCACGAUGAUACAUUUUAUCUCAAGGAGUAUCACCAGAUCAAAGCACAGAUUGAACUAGACAAGAAAGAGCACCUAGGACCUUCGGCAAUCUGGAGAGUGCCCUCUUACCGAAAGCGCAUCUUCUUGGUGUGCAUGUUUGCCUUUUGCUCUCAACUCACUGGAGAAAUCCCACUCCAAAACUACCAGGUCAUCCUCUUUGGCAAGUUGGGUCUGAGCCAGGUCAUGUCCCUGGUCCUGACCGGGAUAUGGGGCUCGGUAGGAGUGUGCUCUGCAAUCUACGCCGGGUACUUAUCCGACAAGCUUGGAAGGCGAAAGAUCAUUUAUAUAAUGUACUUCUUUGUGCUCAGUGGAUCUCUGAUUUCUGUGGUACUGUGGUCUCGUUUCGAGGCUGGAGGAAGCACCAAUCGAGGCCUCGGCCGAGGCGUUAUUGUUGGCAUGUUCAUGGUCCAAUUCGGUUAUGCUGGUCCAGCUAAUGUGUUCAUGCCUGCGGUGAGUUUCAAAUCCUUAAGUCCCAGUGGUGGCGGUAGAGUUCACAGUAUCUUCUCUUUUCUCUACAAACGCAACGGGAAACAAAAUAGCAAGAACGCGGAAACAACAGAAUGCCAGACUGACCACGACCCAAUCUUCCAGUACUCAUCCGAGAUCAUGCCAACGGCGAUCCGGUCCAUUGGAGUGGCAGCGACAUUUGCAUGUCUGCACGCCAUAAUCAUCCUCCUUGUCCAGGUCACACCGCUCGCCAUCGACGCUAUUUCGUGGAAGUACUUUUUAAUCUUUUUGAUCGGGUCGACGAUAUACUUUAUAUUCUUCUGCUUCGCGUAUCCGGAGACGAAGAACAUGACUCUCGAAGAGAUCGAGGCGGUAUUUGGGGACAAGGUAGCAGAAACACUCGAAGAAGCUGGGCAGCAUCUGGAGGAGGUUUAUGAAGACAGAGCCUACAGUGAGAAGAUGUAG